AUGCGGACGUCCUCCUCCUCGUCUCCGAGGAAGAGGAAGAGGAAAGACCACCUCUCGCCUCUCGACCCUAUCGCUAGGCUGCCUCCCUUCAGCCGGUCGUUUAUCUUCCACGAUGCUUUCGACGAGUGUGUCGACGCUGUCCUCUACUGUGCUCCUCCGGUGUAUCAGCAGCGGUGCCUUUCGCCGGAAGCUGGCGCCGAUUGCGGGAAACGUCGCGCGUCUGUCGGUUUCGAGGUUCGCUCGCCGCGGAACGAAGAGGUGCUCGAGAAGAAGGCGGGGUCGUCGGAUCGUUACGACGACGACGGAACCGCGAGGAAAGGUCCCAUUGUUGAGAAAGAUGGCGAGUGGGAAGGAAACGUCGUGCAAACAACGCGUUACGACAACAGGUCAGACAGGUCGAAAAAGUGUUUGGCGACGAUCGUCGUGUUUCUCGGUUUGUUGUGCGGACAUUGGUGCUCCGGUGGAGCGGAGGCACUUGCCGGUAGCCAGAAAUAUAGUACGAGAACGGUUAGGACCAGGUACGGCACGUUACGCGGCGUUGAGGCCAGAUCGUCGACGUCCGUCGAAACCUAUUACGGCGUGCCGUAUGCCACGCCGCCGAUUGGAGAGUUGCGAUACAUGCCACCGGUCACGCCUACGCCGUGGCGUGGCACCAAGCUGGCGGACACAAUGCCACCCGCGUGUCCACAGAAGCCACCGGAACCGGACUCGAGCCUGCCGCGGCCAAGACGCGCCUACGUUGAGAGGUUAGCGCCGUUGCUGGCCAACCAGAGCGAAGACUGCCUAUACUUGAACCUCUAUGUGCCCAAACCUCCUCACGGUAGUACUCCAGACUUAUUGCCAGCUCUUGUUCUCAUUCACGGUGAUUCCUAUUCUUGGGGCGCUGGAAAUUCUUUCGACGGCACCGCGUUAGCUGCUUACGGUCGUCUUAUCGUCGUCUCCAUUAAUUUUCGUCUCGGCGUACUCGGCUUUCUUAAAACCAGUCCAAAGGGUAGCACGCAAGGAAAUUACGGCUUGAUGGAUCUAGUGGCGGGUCUUCAUUGGUUGCACGAGAAUCUCGGCGCUUUUGGCGGCAACCCCGAUCGACUGUCGCUCUUUGGUCACGGAACAGGAGCCGCGCUCGCCAAUUUUUUAGCCGUCUCGCCCAUAGCAAAAGAGCUGGUCGAGAGAGUGGUUUUACUCGGUGGGUCUGCCCUGUCACCCUGGGCUAUACAGCGUGAUCCAUUAAUGGUGAAACGUCGCGUCACCGAGCAGACCGGAUGUCAGGGUGACGUUGAGGCUGACGAUAUCGCACCGUGCCUUCGUUUACGGAGCCUGGAAGAGCUCCUCGCUGUGAAGUUGGAUCCGCCGAGAUUUACUUCUGGAUUUGCUCCUUUCGUUGAUGGAACGGUCAUGCCUCCGCCGAUCAAUCAGAAUUUCCAGCCCACCGCCUCAUCCUCGGGACUGAUGCCCCUUGUGCCUGGUCCUGGUACCGAGUUCGCUAGUUUCGGCGAUCGAGACCUGCUGCUUGGACUCACGUCGGAGGAAGCCUGGGUCAGUCUCACCGACGAGGAUCUACAGAACGGCCUGAACGAGACCAGGAGGGAUCGUAUUCUCCGUACUUACGUGCGAAACACCUAUCGUUACCAUCUUCACGAGAUCUACUCGACCCUUCGGAACGAAUACACGGACUGGGAGAGGGGCGAGCAGAGUCCUUCGGCUAUCUGCGAGGGUCUGUUGUCUUUGCUCGGCGACGGCCAAGUCGCGGCUCCUCUUCUACGAUUGGCAUUGCUACACUCUGCCUCCGGGGGACGUGGUUACUUCCUGCAUUUCCAGCUGGGCGAUCGGCCGAGCCAGAGGGGCGAAGAGGUGCCCUUUCUCCUAGGGAUACCUCUUCUUCGCGGCGAGGUCGCGUCCGUUUUCCUCACUCAGACCAACUACACUCUGGCCGAUGAGAACCUGUCCAAACUGAUGGUCCACUACUUGGCGAACUUCGUGAGACGCGGGGAUCCAAACGGCGUCAGCUCGCUGACAUCAGGAUCGGACGGGCUUCCGAGCAGCCCGCCGUUCUGGGAUUCGUACGAUUCAAUAAAUCAGCUGUACCUGGAGGCCGGUCGUAGCACGGAAAUGCGGUCGCAUUACAGGGGCCACAAGAUGUCCCUGUGGCUGAAUCUGUUGCCGCAGCUGCAUCGACCCGGCUACGAGAUCAGCAUGCGUCACCAUCACCUAGCCGAUAGUCCAGGCUUGUACGAAGGCGCGGUUCGUCCGCAGACCCUGGCUCUUCCGCUGCCAGCGCCACCGCUUCCGGUGCCCUCGCCCACCGAGCCGUCCUCUGUGUCAAGCGUGAUAUCGACCACGGAGUGUACACCGAACGCGACAGUCGCGACCACCGUUGCGACCACCUCGAGGACACUGCAACACCCGAAUCUAAGCCCAGGACCGAACAACCUGCUUAGAAAGCUAGCCUCGAGCCACUAUCAGAGCUACACCACCGCUCUGACAGUCACCAUAGCCGUCGGUGUGUUUCUCCUGUUGUUGAACAUCUUGAUAUUCGCCGGGAUCUAUCAUCAGAGAGACAGAAACGCCUCGAACUCGGGCGGCGGUUUGUCCUCGGCGUUCGGCGAUAAGAAGAAGGAGGAACUGUUGGAAGCAGGUUGUUCAGGCAUCGAGGUGUCCUCGGGGAAACAGAGAUUGUCCACGUUGAACCUGAUGGAUUCACCGUCGUCGAGCCCGCCACCGCACAAGGCGAAACUAGCUCAAGAGCUGGAGUUACAGUUGCAGGAGUUUCAAUGUUCACCGCCGCCAGGCGGAGGGAAGAGGAUACUGGAGCCACCGUUGUACAGCAGGACACCGUGUGUCCAGAGGACCCGUACACCGUCGCCGUGCGUGGACGCCACUACUGCCAGGAUGGACGACGACGACGACGACGACGACGACGAAGGAGACAGCAGCAGCGACGACAACGACGACGAUAAUCUACCGGAGCCUCCACCUCCUCCGAGGGCUCCGGCGCCCAGCGUAGGCUUGUCCUGUCCAGGAAUCCUCAGGCAACCGGGCACACCCGGCAGCGCCAAGAAACGUGUUCAGAUACAAGAGAUUUCUGUGUGA
Habropoda laboriosa is the source of this 3087-nucleotide messenger RNA. Its product is annotated as neuroligin-1-like. Gene Ontology annotation, cellular component: cell surface; synapse; postsynaptic membrane. Gene Ontology annotation, molecular function: signaling receptor activity; neurexin family protein binding. Bases 1 to 3087 code for a protein of 1028 amino acids. NCBI's taxonomy places the organism in Eukaryota, Metazoa, Arthropoda, Insecta, Hymenoptera, Apidae. The record is from RefSeq and is a predicted model, not a curated record. Gene Ontology annotation, biological process: neuron cell-cell adhesion; synaptic vesicle endocytosis; postsynaptic membrane assembly. The transcript has 7 exons.